This is a messenger RNA of Haliotis rufescens (red abalone), 4376 nucleotides long. RefSeq names its product hemicentin-1-like. The transcript has 10 exons. The coding region runs from base 172 to 2136 and encodes 654 amino acids. Gene Ontology annotation, biological process: homophilic cell-cell adhesion. The record is from RefSeq and is a predicted model, not a curated record. Gene Ontology annotation, cellular component: presynaptic membrane. NCBI's taxonomy places the organism in Eukaryota, Metazoa, Mollusca, Gastropoda, Lepetellida, Haliotidae.
UCAGGGAAAGAACAACAAAAUCACAAGUGUUUGCCUAUAACGUUUCCUCUGAUAAUCGAGUGAUAUGUACCUCAGCUGCAGUUACAAACGACCCGACACUACUUCCUUGAAGUUUGUUAUAGACCGUUCUAACUCAUUUCUCCCACAAACAACACCAGCCGUGCAGCGACGAUGAAGCUGGUGUGUUGUCCUGCUGUUGUGUUAGUUGUGGCAGUUAUUGGAUUAAAUACAGGUGCAGUUUUUCUGUCUGAGGACUCACCAUGGACAAUCACGGCUGGGACCACUGCAUCUGUCACUUGCGGAUACCAAAACAUAACAAACUACACAGUGUACUGGGAGAAAGAGGAACAUUCAAGGGUUACACCUGGAAAUGAAACUCUAAUUUUCCAAAACGUCCAAGUCACAGACCACGGAAACUACUCAUGCGUUAUUGAGGCGAAUGACACUGUACUGGAACAAAGAACCUUGGAAAUCCGUGUGAGCUAUCCUCCAGGGAAUAAUUCGAUAUCAGUCAGCAACAGAGUCAGAGCUAAUUACACCAUUUCGGGAGGUGCCAACGCCACUCUGGUCUGCUCUGUUGAUGGAUUUCCUCCUCCCUUCAUCACGUGGCGAAAGGAUGGCGACAUCAUAAAGGAAGAGAACCUCACAGACCGGUAUGGCCUCCGCCAGCCUCCCACUGACGGCUUCAUUAGUGUCUUCGACGUGAUCAACGCUGGGCGUGAAGACAGCGGCACCUAUGUAUGUACAGCCAACAACAGCGCCAACUACAAUGAUAGUCCGGAAGCCGAGGUGCACCUGGCCGAGCCUAACUAUCCACCGAGGCAUAUUUCGAUAUCUAUCAACAACCAACACGAAGAUAGUUACACCAUUCCAGAAGGUGCCAACGCCACUCUGGUCUGCUCUGUUGAUGGAUUUCCUCCUCCCUUCAUCACGUGGCGAAAGGAUGGCGCCAUCAUAAAGGAAGAGAACCUCACAGACCGCCAUGGCCUCCACCAGCCUCCGACUGACGGCUUCAUUAGUGUCUUCGACGUGAUCAACGCCGGGCGUGAAGACAGCGGCACCUAUGUAUGUACAGCUAACAACAGCGCCAACCAGAAUGAUAGUCCGGAAGCCGAGGUGCACCUGGUCGUGCCUAACUAUCCGCCGUGGAAUAUUUCGAUAUCAGUCGACAAGGGAGUCAGAGCUAAUUACACCAUUUCGGGAGGUGCCAACGCCACUCUGGUCUGCUCUGUUGAUGAAUUUCCUCCUCCCUUCAUCACGUGGCGAAAGGAUGGCGACAUCAUAAAGGAAGAGAACCUCACAGACCGCUAUGGCCUCCGCCAGCCUCCCACUGACGGCUUCAUUAGUGUCGUCGACGUGAUCAACGCCGGGCGUGAAGACAGCGGCACCUAUGUAUGUACAGCUAACAACAGCGCCAACCACAAUGAUAGUCCGGAGGCCGAGGUGCACCUAACAGUGCCUGAAUAUUUCCCAGUUUUACAAAAUCAAGGGGAACUUUCAAGGAGGUUCACAGUUGUUGAGGGAGAAUCAAUCGAGGUCAACUUCACAGUCGUCUCAAGUCCAAGGUCAUUAGUUGCGGGAUGGAGCCUUCAGGCAGAUGGAAGUAAUGAAACCAGUGUUUGGAGUAGGAGCGGUGACAAUUCUCUUUGGAACAUGAGGAACCGGACCUUGUCACCUGUUGUCCAGUUAUUUCAAUUCUACCACGUGAAUGUUACUGAAAACAUGACCGGUCUGUACAGGGUCAUCUUGACCAAUGGUCUUCGUCGUAAUCUGGAUUUGGAAUACAGUAUCGGAAUAGGAUAUGAUACCACUGCACGCAUCAUCAGUACAACGAAAGUUUACAACAAUACGACUGAUCUGAAUCUCAAGGAUGACGAGGACUAUACGUGGAAGAUACUGUUGGCAGUUGUUGUUGGGGUGGUUGUCACAAAUGUUCUCCUCGUUGUCCUGUUGUCUUUCUGCAUCAGAGCUUUCCCUGGGUCCCUGAUGUCUCACCCCUCGGUCGAGGCAAUCUUCAGUGAACUAGAUGACAGCAUGGCCACCAUUAAGUACCCUGUGACAGGGAACACCCAGACUCUUCACCCCAUAGCGCCACAAUACUCCUUCAGAGGAGCCAAUGACGUCACGGAAUGUUGAUCAUAUAGCUACUCUAGCGUAACUGACAUCGAUCUCACCCUCGCGAUCAUUACGGUAUCAUUACAGUAAUUCACGAACACCCGGUGUCAUCAAUGUUACCUUGUGUUCAGCGAAAAAACCGCAGCCACAAUUGAAAUAGUACAGUUUUUUGUGAACUCUCGGUGCCUUCACCACAGUAAUGAUUCGCGGUGUCAUCACUACAACACAUAACGAUUCGCGAACAUCUGGUGCCAUCACUACAACACAGUCAUUCGCGAACACCUGGUGCCAUCAAUCCAACCAAGUUAUUCGCGAACACCUGGUGCCAUCACUCUCACCAAGUUAUUCGCGAACAUCGGGUGCCAUCACUCCAACCAAGUUAUUCGCGAACACCGGGUGCCAUCACUCCAACCAAGUUAUUCGCGAACACCUGGUGCCAUUACUACAACCCAGUGUUUCGCGAACACCUGGUGUCAUCACUACAACACAGUGUUUCGCGAACACCUGGUGCCAUCACUGCAACCCAGUUUUUUCGCGAACACCUGGUGCUAUCACUCCAACAAAGUUAUUCGCGAACAUCUGGUGCCAUCACUCCAACCAAGUUAUUCGCGAACACCGGGUGCCAUCACUCCAGCCAAGUUAUUCGCGAACACCUGGUGCCAUCACUCCAACCAAGUUAUUCGCGAACACCUGGUGCCAUCACCACAACACAGUGUUUCGCGAACACCGGGUGUCAUCACUCCAACCCAGUGUUUCGCGAACACCUUGUGACAUCGUAACGCCAGUAGUGUCUUCGCGAGCACCUGGUGUUACAACGACAUCACUACAUCAUGUCACGGACACCCGGUGUUAUUUCUUGUGUACAUAACAUCACAUUGCUCGAAACUGUCUGCAUAAUGUGAUGACAUUAUUUUGGUCGUCCUAAACAAUGUCUAUUUCAUUCACGGAUUGUAUAUAUUGUCACCUAUCCUCUCAUCAGUGUUUACGCUAUCAUGUGGACAUACAGGAAGAUACAACAAGAUGUAGAAUGUAGAAUAUAAGUUUGUGCAUUCCUCUCCGUGUAUUCCUGUGUAGAUAACUGUAUAUGAUUGUGUAGAUACACUUACCAUAGAGCAUGUACAUAUUAUUCAAAUUCAUUGGACAGACACAUUCUGUUAAUAGCUAAGCCUUUCACUUAAGGAUUCAGCAUUAAAGCUCUGGGUGCCGUUGCAGAAAGCGAUCUUAGCGUUAAGGUGAUCGUAACUCCCAUACCUUAACAUAGACUUACGACAGUCGUAGAGCUGAGGUUGUUUCGUACAACGGCACCCUGGUCAAGUCAGAAAAUUAUGUCAGACCUUCAGAGGAAGUGACUAAAUAUGACAGUUGCUUGUCAACAUGACGCACAAUGCUAUCCCACACUACAUCUUUACAUGGAGUUUUGACACCUCCUUUCUAACUGGCCCUUAAAUGGGUCGGGUGGUCAGGCUUGGUGACUUGUGACCGCGCUCCCUGACUACGUGGAUCUUUGCUCAUGAUACUGAUCACUGGAUUGUCUGGUCCAGAUUCGUUUGCUUACAUGUCACCGUCGUAUGGCUGGGAUAUUGAUGAGUACAGCCUUAAGCAACAAACACUUAGUUUUUUCAGAGCUUUCCCUUUUCGCGAACACCUGGGUCCACUUGCACAAAGCGAUCUUAGCGCUAAGAUGAUCUCAACUCCCAUACUUUAACAUAGGCUUACAAUAGUCUUAGCGCUAAGAUCGCUUUGUGCAAGUGGGCCCUGGUAUCAUCACUCAUUUCAGUGAGGGACGGUGGGGUAGCAAAGUUGUAAAGCGUUCGCUCGUCACGCCGAUGACCCGGGGUACAGUGGGUACAGCGAGUGAAGCCGUGAUGUUGCUGGAAUACUGCUUAAAGCGGCGUAGAACAAUACUCACACUCUUACUUUCUGUGAUCCAGUCAUAUCAUUUUCAUCACUAGUUUUCCUCAUACGCCCACUGGAAUCUGUUUCGGCAGAUAACCGAGACUGGUUAUUUUCUGGCGUUGACGUAUUGAGCAGAUACGUACACUUGGUUGUACUUUUUAUCUGUGUUGGUAAGAAGAAUUAAAUGAAAAAUAAUUGCUUUUUUAAAACGUUAUUGUAGCAGGGCGAUCACGUACCUCUGACAGUGUCACAGUGACACACACGUUGUAAAUAUUAUGUCAUUUAAAAUACUUGUUGAUGUAAAUGAUUUCCCAGUGUAUAGAAUAAUACAAGGAUUCAUAUUGGUUAAUGUUUAUAUGACUGUA